Propithecus coquereli (Coquerel's sifaka) is the source of this 1506-nucleotide messenger RNA. RefSeq names its product diacylglycerol kinase, beta 90kDa (gene DGKB). Gene Ontology annotation, cellular component: plasma membrane. Gene Ontology annotation, biological process: diacylglycerol metabolic process; intracellular signal transduction; lipid phosphorylation. The annotation marks the transcript as partial. The record is from RefSeq and is a predicted model, not a curated record. The transcript has 19 exons. NCBI's taxonomy places the organism in Eukaryota, Metazoa, Chordata, Mammalia, Primates, Indriidae. Gene Ontology annotation, molecular function: calcium ion binding; ATP-dependent diacylglycerol kinase activity.
AUGACAAACCAGGAAAAAUGGGCCCACCUAAGCCCUUCAGAAUUUUCUCAGCUUCAGAAAUAUGCUGAGUACUCCAUCAAAAACCUGUUACAACUAAUAAAUGAAUUCAAUAAAUAUGGUUUAUUACAGGGAUAUAACCCAGAAUCUAAACAAGACAUUCUUAACCAAACGAUAGAUUUUGAAGGUUUCAAACUAUUCAUGAAGACAUUCCUAGAAGCAGAGCUUCCCGAUGAGUUCACUGCACACCUUUUCAUGUCAUUUAGCAACAAGUUUCCUCAUUCUAGUCCAAUGGCAAAAAAUAAGCCUGCUCUCCUAUCUGGCGGUCUGAGAAUGAAUAAAGGUGCCAUCACCCCUCCCCGUACUUCUCCUGCAAAUACGUGUUCCCCAGAAGUAAUCCACUUGAAGGACAUUGUCUGUUACCUGUCUCUCCUUGAAAGAGGAAGACCUGAGGAUAAGCUUGAGUUUAUGUUUCGCCUUUAUGACACGGAUGGGAAUGGCUUCCUGGACAGCUCGGAGCUAGAAAAUAUCAUCAGUCAGAUGAUGCAUGUUGCAGAGUACCUUGAAUGGGAUGUCACUGAACUUAAUCCAAUCCUCCAUGAAAUGAUGGAGGAAAUUGACUAUGAUCAUGAUGGAACCGUGUCUCUGGAGGAAUGGAUUCAAGGAGGAAUGACAACAAUUCCACUUCUUGUGCUCCUGGGCUUGGAAAAUAACGUGAAGGAUGAUGGACAGCACGUGUGGCGACUCAAGCACUUUAACAAACCUGCCUACUGCAACCUGUGCCUGAACAUGCUGAUUGGCGUGGGGAAGCAGGGCCUUUGCUGUUCCUUCUGUAAGUACACAGUCCAUGAACGCUGUGUGGCUAGAGCACCUCCCUCUUGCAUCAAGACCUAUGUGAAGUCCAAAAAGAACACUGAUUUGCAUAAUAAAUGUGCUUCUCAUCUAAAACCUGAGUGUGACUGUGGACCUUUGAAGGACCAUAUUUUACCACCCACAACAAUUUGUCCAGUGGUACUGUACAAGAUCACUCCUGUUCCUGGUACUCACCCGCUUUUAGUUUUUGUGAACCCCAAAAGUGGUGGGAAGCAAGGAGAACGAAUUUACAGAAAAUUCCAGUAUCUACUAAAUCCUCGUCAGGUUUACAGUCUUGCUGGAAAUGGACCAAUGCCGGGGUUAAACUUUUUCCGAGAUGUUCCUGACUUCAGAGUGUUAGCUUGUGGUGGAGAUGGAACUGUGGGCUGGAUUUUGGAUUGCAUAGAAAAGGCCAAUGUAGUCAAGCAUCCUCCAGUCGCAAUUCUGCCUCUUGGGACCGGCAAUGAUCUAGCAAGAUGCCUGCGAUGGGGAGGAGGUUAUGAAGGUGAGAAUCUGAUGAAAAUCCUAAAAGACAUUGAAAACAGCACAGAAAUAAUGUUGGACAGGUGGAAGUUUGAAGUCAUACCUAAUGACAAAGAUGAGAAGGGAGACCCAGUGCCUUACAGUAUCAUCAAUAAUUACUUUUCCAUUGGCGUG